AUGAAGCUCAACUCAACAAAAUGUGCUUUUGGAAUCUCGUCAGGGAAGUUCUUAGGUUUCAUGGUGUCUCAAAGAGGGAUAGAAGCAAAUCCAGAAAAGAUUCAGGCUAUACUCGCCAUGCGUUCACCACAAAACAUAAAGGAGGUCCAAAAGCUCACAGGACGAGUUGCAGCUUUGAGCAGGUUUAUUUCGCGAGCAACUGACAAAUGUCAAACAUUCUUCAAGGUUUUGAAGAAAGCCUUUGAAUGGACAACCACGGAGGAAAUGGCUUUCAUCCACUUGAAGGAUUAUUUGGCAUCACCACCACUGCUGGGUAGGACUCAGGAUGGGGAGAAUCUAUUCUUGUACCUAGCUGUCUCUCCUCAUGCCGUCAGCACGGUUUUGGUUCGGGAAGAGCAGGGAACUCAACUCCCAGUAUACUAUACUAGCAGAGCACUACGAGGAGCUGAGUUAAGAUACCCCAGAGCUGAAAAAAUAGCCUUUGCAAUGGUAAUAGCAGACAGAAGGCUACGGCCAUACUUCCAAGCUCAUCCAAUCAAAGUGUUAACAGACAAACCGCUUCGAAGGAUUCUCCACUCACCGGAGACGUCAGGCCGACUAAUUCAAUGGUCAAUAGAGCUCGGUGAAUUUGAUAUAGAAUAUAAACCUCGAAUUGCCAUCAAGGCACAGGUAUUGGCAGAUUUCCUUGCAGAAUACACAUAUCCAGAGCCGGAGGAGCUCCACAAAGAAGAACCAAAACCUUGGGUCCUUCAAGUCGACGAAUCAACAACUAAAGAUGCAAGCGGGGCAGGCUUAAUUCUAACAUCCCCGAAAGGACAAUGCCUUAGCUACGCACUUAGGUUUGAGUUCAAAACAACCAACAAUGAAGCCGAAUACGAAGCCCUGGUGGUUGGAUUGGAGCUGGCAAGUGCCGUUGGAGCUAGGCAUGUUCUGGCCAAAAGCGAUUCACAGCUGGUUGUGGGACAAGUCCUUGGGGAAUACACCGUCAAGGAAGGGAUCAUGCAAAAGUAUGUGGAUAGAGUAAAGGCUCAAGUUGCGAAAUUGCAAAGCUUCAAUAUUGUCAGAAUCCCAAGGGAGGAAAACAAUGAAGCAGAUUAUUUGGCAAAACUGGCCACGGCUACGGAGAACGCUAUUCCAUGGAAUACACCUGUAAGAUACUUAGAGUUGCCAAGUAUCGUCUCCCCAGAUACACAAGUUCAAGCCAUCAAUUACAGUGACUCAUGGACUGGACCCAUAGUUGACUAUAUAACUAAUGGGACGCUACCAGAAGAUAAGGUCAAAGCCAGACAGCUCAAGAUUAGAGCUGCAAAGUACCUGAUGAUAGGAGACGUGUUAUAUAGAAGGAGUUUUUUCAUUACCUUACCUGAGAUGCCUCACCACAAUGGAAUCUUUGAAAGCUAUGGAAGAGGUCCACCAAGGAAUAUGCGGGGAUCACCAAGGUGGCCGCAUGUUAGCUUACAAACUCCUCAGGUUAGGGUACUACUGGCCCAGCAUGCAAAAGGAUUGCAACUCUAUGGUGCAAAAAUGUGA
This is a messenger RNA of Rhododendron vialii, 1530 nucleotides long. RefSeq lists its product as uncharacterized. Gene Ontology annotation, molecular function: nucleic acid binding; RNA-DNA hybrid ribonuclease activity. The record is from RefSeq and is a predicted model, not a curated record. NCBI's taxonomy places the organism in Eukaryota, Viridiplantae, Streptophyta, Magnoliopsida, Ericales, Ericaceae. Bases 1 to 1530 code for a protein of 509 amino acids. The transcript has a single exon.